Messenger RNA from Candidozyma haemuli, 1752 nucleotides. RefSeq names its product transcription factor (gene NDT80). Gene Ontology annotation, biological process: meiotic cell cycle; positive regulation of transcription by RNA polymerase II. Lineage: Eukaryota; Fungi; Ascomycota; Pichiomycetes; Serinales; Metschnikowiaceae. Gene Ontology annotation, cellular component: nuclear chromosome. The coding region runs from base 1 to 1752 and encodes 583 amino acids. The record is from RefSeq and is a predicted model, not a curated record. The transcript has a single exon. Gene Ontology annotation, molecular function: DNA binding; DNA-binding transcription factor activity.
AUGGGGCUCCCGACCGAAGACCACCUCCAUGAUGACGUUCCCUUUGACGAGGACGAUGGGCUUCACCAGAACAUGCAAUCCUACCCUCAGUCUGACAUGUCGUCCUUGGAGGGACAGGCUUCUUCCAUUCUUUCUCACCAUUCCUCGUCGUCAGACUUGAAUUCAGCUAGAGGCGGUUCCUACAACACGGCUAAGUACCCUCCUCAACUUCUGAGGAGACUUCCAAGAGCCUUGUACCAGCCACAAGGCCAGCAGCUGGCUCCUAUGGUGCCUCCUCCACAGCAGAGUUCUAACCAGGAGAUCAUGGGCCAACAAGACGAUUCCCUUCACUCUCCUCUCGCUCAAGAGCAGAUGCACCCACCUACUAAUCAAGACCAUCACAACAUGCCCCAUGACUUUAAUUCUUCUAACCAACCACAGCAACAACAACAGUCUCAUCCCAUGCAUGGCAUGUCUGUCCCUGGCUUGCAGUCGAAGCUGGCUCUGGUCCCACACAUUCAACCUCCUUUGCUGUACCAACUUGCACCUCAGAUGCCACAACACCCAGUUCAGGUACAAGGCCAGCCACAUUUGCAGUUGAUGAAUCUUGGUUCUCACAUUCCUCAACAGUACCCUCAACAAAUGUCUGGUCACCCUCAAUUCCCCCAGCACAUUCCACAACAGGUUUCCCAUCAAAAUCCUCAGCAGCUUGGUCAACAGCAGUAUCCUCAUCUUCUUUCUGGCAAUGUUCCAUUGUCACAGGCUAACCAGCUGCCUCAGAUGGGUUCCCAUCCUCAUCAGCAGUACCUGCCUCCGUUGCAGUCUGCUCAUGAACAAGGGUACCAAAGCCUGAUGUCCUCGUACGCUGACCACAACACUAAUAAGCGUAAUAGCGAGGGCGAUCUUGCUGAAGGUGGGAAACCAAAGGUUGCCCCUAGAUCGGUGGAUUUAUUCCGUGUUGGUCCUCCAUUUUCUGAAACCAUGGAACACAGCCCAAUCUUCCGUGCUGAUACCCAUGAGCGUCUUAAUCCUCAUAUUGAGGCUCGUAUCGAUAGAGGAUUCGAGUUGGCCGGGUCAGGAAAUUGGAUUGGUUACAAGCGUAACUACUUCACUUUGGUUGUUGCCUUUGACCUUGGUUUGGACUUUUCUACUUUCUCAAACACUAAGUUUUACACUGCAAGAAGCUCUGCCGUUGGUACUGAAAACUUGCCUAUCAAGUACUUCGCCCUUAAUAUUGAAGCCAAGUGUUCAGAGCCAGAAGCUCAAGUCAGUCUUGUUCAACAUACACCCAAGAGGGACAAGGGACCUCAGAACCCUCCUCCUAUUUUCCCGGCAGUUCCUGGGCGUCUUCCAGAUCACCAAACAGUCAAAGAGUCAUGCAACAAGAGAAAUGACACCAAGCUUGAACUGAUGAACAAAAUCUUUAAUUUCGACAGAGAUGAAUAUUACACACUGCAGCGUCUCAAUCAACACAGCGACCCAUCAGUCCUUGGCAAUUACCCUCAGAGUAAGAUUGCAAAGGUUGCUCGUUUUGAAAGAAUCCAGUUUACUAAGUCUAUCCGUACUAAAGUUACCACCAUGCAACACAAGUACUUUACUUUGCAUGCUGAGCUUGUGGGAGUUGUGGAAAACGGUCAACAUCAACAACACGUUGUUUUGGCCUCUUCAAAGACCCCAGGGUUGCUUGUGAGAGGCCGGUCUCCUUCCAAGUACCACAACGAGAAGACAUCAGGAUACAGGGGUCCUAGCGAUUCCGAGAACUAUAGUAUGUAA